UCGCUAAAUAGGAUUGAUAAGAGGCGAAUACACGUUGCGAUAGUUGCGGUAUUGUGGGCAUAUUUUGGGUUUUAAUCGCACCCGUCUGGGAUGUCCACCAGUCCUGUUCGGGCAGCCUGUUAGUACAGCUGCGACGGAAAGCGUGAAUCCUGAGCUCUGAGUGUCUAUGUGCAUCAUUCUUGAUUGCUGCAGCAAUCUCGGCGCGAGUGUGUGAACAGUAAAUUAGUUCAAAUAGUCGUUUGUUCUGGUGGUGGGACUAGUGUGACGGUGAUAGUUUGUAUACUUCUCCUGGAAUACAGUACUCAUCAUGGAUGUAAAGUUACUGAAAGCCAACAACAUUGCGAUCCAACUUCCUCCUCGAAGGAAACAGGCAAACGCCAAAGGAUUAUGUAUAAUAUGCCUCACUACCACACUGGCGAUCGUAUGCUUCACAUUGGGACUGUUUGUCCAUAUCUAUAAGCCGACACAACUAAUACUGGAAGAUCGGCUGACGAUGCGCCAGAGCAUGCCUUACUUCAAAUGGUGGAAAACCACAGACGACGUGCUGGUCACAUGUCGAAUAUUCAUCUUCAACGUCACCAACUCCGACCGCUGGCUGGAAGGGUUAGACGAUCAGCUCAUGCUGGACGAAGUGGUGCCGAUCGUGUACCGGGAAACGCUCGAGCACGAAAACGUUACAUUUCACGAGCACAAUUCCACAAUAUCCUACGUAACCCGGCGGCGUCUGGUGUUUUUGCCCGAGCGUAAUGUCCCAGGAAUACUGAACAAAACGAUCAUCGUGCCGAACAUUUCAUUGCUUGGUGUUGCCGCCAGGAUGGAAAACGACAGUUACUUCAUGAAACGUGGACUCCAUUUUAUUUACUCCAUAUCCGGCGAUUCAGUGUUCAGCCGGAUGACUAUUUACGACUACUUGUGGAACACGAAGCCACCGUUCUUGAACCAGGCCCGAAAGUUUGUCCCGAGUAUGGUGCCGUCGGACAAUGUUGGUGUACUGAAAACGAUGUACGAGGAUAACGAGGAUCAUGUGAACGUGCGGUACGGUAAACAGAACGGACACGAUCAGUUCUUUAGGAUGAACACCUACGAGUACGAACCCACGGUGCCAGGGUUCAGUCUCACCAAGGGCGAUUGCUUCGCUUCCAUCCAGAACUCGUCCGAGGGGGCCACUUACCCACAAAACUUGGACGAACAGUCGGUACUCAUUUACUGGCGCAAAACCCUCUGCCGAGCUGUGCCGCUGUACUUCGAUCGACAGGUGCGGAAAGGACCGCUCACCGGGUACAAGUACGUACUGCCGGAUGAUUCGUACGAUCGUUUGCCCAACAGUACCGCUGACUGCUACAAAGGACAGUUUGGCCUGCUCGAGGAUGGAAUGACGGACACCUCCAAAUGUUCUCAUGAUGUUCCCAUCGUGGCCACGAGCCCACACUUUUAUGCGCGCAAUUUCUCCGCUGCACAUAAGAUAGCGGGCAUGAAACCGAACCGGGAACAGCAGCACAGCUACGCGAUUGUCGAUCCGUCCUUUGGCAUACCGUUGGACCAGUGUGCCCGCACCCAGACUAAUCUUGCUAUACCGACCCUUACCAACUAUCCGGCAGAAUUCAGGCGCUUCAGCGACAUGAUCAUUCCGAUGUUCUGGAUUGAAUAUCAUCAAAAAGAAUUGCCCAACUACAUCGUGCGAACACUGCAAGCAUUUCACGUGACACGUACCAUCGAACCGUACCUGCCCUACGCGCUGUACCUGUCCUUCAUCUUGCUACUAACGGUCGCGUUCCGGGAGGCAGCGCGCUAUAAAAUGCAGGGCAGGAUAUCACCGGCAACAAAGUAUACGGCGAAACGCAAGCUGACCAGUCUUUAGCGAGAGAUGCCGAAUGUACAUAAGUUGCGUUUCAGUUCUCUAUACUUAAAGCCCAUCACCCCCACCUUCACCAUCAUGUCAUCAUGUGCCAUCCCCGUUGCUUUGUGAUAAGUUCGUACCGUUAGUGCCAAACAAAUAAAAACGAAACUCAAUAUGCUUUUGCUA
Messenger RNA from Anopheles stephensi (Asian malaria mosquito), 2023 nucleotides. RefSeq names its product scavenger receptor class B member 1-like. Gene Ontology annotation, cellular component: membrane; cytoplasm. The record is from RefSeq and is a predicted model, not a curated record. The transcript has 7 exons. Gene Ontology annotation, molecular function: scavenger receptor activity. NCBI's taxonomy places the organism in Eukaryota, Metazoa, Arthropoda, Insecta, Diptera, Culicidae. The coding region runs from base 308 to 1858 and encodes 516 amino acids.